GUGUGAAGUUGUAGGUUUUCAACUCCGUCGUCUGUCGACUGGCUUUCGAUAAUGUCUGCAAUGGCCUUCAUAUCACCUCGUUCUUGGGUUGGCAAUAAGGACCGCGAGAGAUUUUGUCAUGAAAGGACCCGUCAGAAUAAUAGCAGGGAUCCACAUACCACGCUACUGCGAAGAUACUCUACAAUGAUGGAGACCAAGACCACGUUCAAGCGAGUCGAGAAGGCCGACUGCGGCGCUAUGGCGGCUUGCUGUAGCUUUCCGUCCUCAUCUUACGCCUCUUAUAGUGACAGAUGGUUGCGAGCAACAACUAGAGGCGACGCAUAUGCUUGUCGAUCGGUACUCAACGUUACGACAUCACCCGAAAGUACGGGGACGAGUGGUCCGAGUACUAAAGCAUCGAGUCAACCUUGUUCGAGCCCAGAAGAUACCUCUGACGGUCGUCUAGGCUUCGAGCAUGACGACUCUGAAGAGGAGUACCCACGUGGUAUAUCAUCUCGAGACAUUCCGGACCGAACAGAUAUUGACUGCUUUUUGCCGUCUUUGUCGAGAGUCUUGGACCACCUUAUUGUGCUGGGAGAAGAGAGAGAGAAGAGCAUGGCGAACAGCAACAACAACAACAAACCUGUGCGAUCUCGGUUCCAUUCGGUCACUGUUCCAAGUAUCUCAAUUUCCGAUUAUCUUUUACGAUUAUCGAAGUUCUUCCACUGCUCCGGCGAAUGCUUUGUGAUUGCUUUGGUGUAUUUGGAUCGUGCUGUGAAGGAAUCGUCUUAUUCGGAGGACACUGAUGUUGAUGUCACGGUCGCUGGUCACGAACAUACCACAAUUUUCAACAUCACACGCUUGAAUGUGCACAGAUUGUUUCUGACAGCUUUAACUUUGGCCGCUAAGUAUUACGACGACUGUUAUUACGCGAAUAAAGAUACGCUGAA
This is a messenger RNA of Perkinsus marinus ATCC 50983, 929 nucleotides long. RefSeq lists its product as hypothetical. Gene Ontology annotation, molecular function: protein kinase binding. The transcript is spliced from 5 exons. Lineage: Eukaryota; Perkinsozoa; Perkinsida; Perkinsidae. Gene Ontology annotation, biological process: regulation of cyclin-dependent protein serine/threonine kinase activity. The record is from RefSeq and is a predicted model, not a curated record. The annotation marks the transcript as partial.